Molecule: messenger RNA, 285 nt
Organism: Meloidogyne enterolobii
Lineage: Eukaryota; Metazoa; Nematoda; Chromadorea; Rhabditida; Meloidogynidae
Source: the annotation of a GenBank genome assembly
AUGCUUACUGAAUUGGAAUUAUUUUUAAUUGAACAAACAAAAAUUUCAAUUGAAGAUACAAAUUUGAAUGAAGAAAAAACUAAAAGAAUACUGAAGGGACAUGAUGUUGAUAAAUUGGAGAAUUUAAUUUGUUCGAUUUUGGAAUCUAAACAGUUGAGACAAGAAUUAUUCAAAACAACUUUUCGACCAGCCUUGGGACAUCUACUUUCUUUACUUUUGGAUACCUUUGGAUGUUCUCAAAUUGAUAUUCAAAUUCGGUUUCUGAUUAUUUUUUUUAAUUUUUAA